This is a messenger RNA of Humulus lupulus (European hop), 4754 nucleotides long. RefSeq names its product putative disease resistance protein RGA3. Gene Ontology annotation, molecular function: ADP binding. NCBI's taxonomy places the organism in Eukaryota, Viridiplantae, Streptophyta, Magnoliopsida, Rosales, Cannabaceae. The coding region runs from base 170 to 3853 and encodes 1227 amino acids. The record is from RefSeq and is a predicted model, not a curated record. The transcript has 6 exons. Gene Ontology annotation, biological process: defense response to other organism.
GAUCAUCUAUAAAGACUAUUUUCCACCGAGGGUCAAAGUUUGACCUUUGACCACCAUAUGGAUAUUACAAAUCUGCCACGGCCUAGGGCUCGGGUCGUGACACUCUCUCUAGUGUAACUUCUUCACUACUAGCUCAAACUUCAAUCGGAUUGCAACCAAGUUUCCAAGCAUGGCUGACUUGAUCCUCUCUCCAAUUGUUGACAAAAUCAUUGGGCGUUUGGGAUCUGAUGCUGUGAAAAAGAUCUCUCUGGUUUGGGGUGUCAACGAUGAGCUCCAACAGCUCAAUGAAACCAUUUCAACUAUCAAAGCAGUGCUUCUCGAUGCCGAGAAGAAGCAGUCCCACAACAACCAAGUCAACAACUGGCUCCACAGGCUGGGCAAUGCAGUUCUUGAAGCCGACGACUUGAUGGACGAGGUCAAUACUGAAGCUCUACGACGCAAACUCAGGAUGUCUCGAAACCCAAUGGCCAACCAGGUAUGCACUUUCUUUUCCGGAUCCAACCAACUUGCUUUUCGGUUCAAGAUGAGUCGUAGAAUCGAAGGCAUCAAGAAAAAACUGGCUGACAUUUCCAAGGAUAGAAACUUCCUUUUGGACGAAGGACAUGGAGAGACUCCGAGUGUUAGGAGAGUGAGAGAUACUCACGCCUAUGUACGUAAGGAAGAUGUUAUUGGGAGAGAUGGGGAUAGAUCUGUUAUCAUAGAUAAGCUUUUGUUGGAGAGUUGUGAGGAGAGUGUCUUGGUGCUAGCCAUUGUAGGCAUAGGUGGGUUAGGAAAAACCACUCUUGCUCAAAGUAUUUUUAAUGAUGAGCAAGUUCAAAAGCAUUUUGAGUUAAAGAUCUGGGUGUGUGUCUCUGAUAAUUUUGACUUGAAAUUAAUUGUGAAAAAGAUCAUUGAGUCUGCGAAAGGUGAGAAUACUGUGGGAGACAUAGGAAUGGAGCCGCUACGGAAGAAACUUGGCGAAGUACUUGGUGGCGGGCGGUAUUUUCUUGUACUAGAUGAUGUGUGGGAGGAAAAUCGUAAUAAGUUGUUGGAGUUGAAAACUUUAAUCACAAGUGGUGAAAAUGUAGGGAGUAGAGUUGUAGUAACUACUCAGUGUGAAAAGUGUGCUAAAUUUAUAGCUAGCAAAGAACAACCAUAUCCAUUGGGAAUUCUUGAUGAAGAACAAUCUUGGUCUCUGUUUAGAAAAGUGGCUUUUGAGGAUGGAUCACAAGAGCUCGAAAACAACACUAGUAUCGUGAAGAUUGGAAAGGAGAUUGUGGAAAGGUGCAAAGGAAUCCUCCUAGCUAUAAAAACAAUAGGAAAUCUAUUGUAUGGUAAAAGUAAGGAAUCAGAGUGGUCUUCCUUUAAUAAGGAAUUUUCAAAAAUACCAGAACAACAAGACGAUGAUAUCUUACCCACCCUUAGAUUGAGCUAUGAUCAUCUUGCCUCCCAUUUGAAACUUUGUUUUGCCUAUUGUAGUUUAUUUCCUAAAGACUACAAUAUUAAGGUAAAAACUUUAGUUAACCUUUGGAUGGCGCAAGGAUUUCUUAAGCUAUUAGAUCCAAGUCAAGAUCAAUGUUUGGAGGAUGUGGGUUAUGAAUGGUUUAUGAAUUUGUUGGAAGGAUCAUUCUUUCAAGAUGUUGAAGUAGAUGAAUGUGGCAUUAUAGAAAGAUGCAAAAUGCAUGAUCUGAUGCAUGAUCUUGCAGUUCAAGUAGCAGGAGCAGAAUGUGCUACUUUUGCAAAUAUCAAGGAAACUACUCAUCACGUGUCCUUUACAAGUCAUACUUACUCCAAAAGUGAAAUAUCAGCUUCGUUGGCUCAUGCCAAAAGGAUUCGAACAAUUCUUCACUUUUCUGCUUCGAAGGACCAGACAUUUUGCGAUGCAAUUAUAUCAAACUGUAAGUCCAUACGUUGUUUGGAUUUGAAUGAUUCAUGGAUGGAGUUAGUAGCAAAUUCUAUUGGGAAGUUGAAACACUUGAGAUAUUUAGAUCUCUCAAUGAAUUUUGGACUCAAGUUACUUCCCAGUUCAAUUACUAAUUUGCUGAAUUUGCAAACACUGAAACUCAAUGCAUGCUCACAACUCCAAGAACUACCUAGAGAUAUUGAGAAACUCAUCAAUCUUAGGCAUCUUGAACUUUCUUUUUGUUGUAAAUUAAAUUCUUUGCCAAGUGGACUAGGUCAGUUGACGCAAUUGAGAUUCUUGAAUCUUUCUGGGAAUGGUGGUCUAUUGUUACUACCGGAUUCAACUAAUUGUUUGUCGAAUUUGCAAACCCUGAAACUCACUCGUUGCUCAAAGCUCCAAGAAUUGCCUAGAGAUAUUGAGAAACUCAUCAAUCUUAGGCACCUGGAAAUUUCUAAUUGUGAUAAAUUGGAGUAUGUGCCAUGUGGAUUGGGCCAGCUAAUUAAUCUUCAGACAUUAUCGAGGUACGUGCUGAUGAAGAGAGAGGAAUCUAUCCGAAGGCAUGGUGGUGAGUUAAAAGAAUUGAUGAGACUGAACAACUUGAGAGGGGAAUUGGAAGUUAUAAAUUUGAGCCAUGAGAAAGAUGUGGCAGCAAAGUAUGGGAGUGCAAAAUUAAAGGAUAAAAAAUAUCUUCGAUCUCUGAUAUUGGAGUGGGAUUCUCAUGUUGAAAUUGAUGAUACAGAAAUCAUUGCUGGUUAUGAAAUGUCAAUGGAAGGCCUUCACCCACACGAAAAUCUUCUAGUACUAAGGUUAAAACAUUAUGGGGGUGUCAAGCUCUCCACCUGGCUCUCAUCACUUACAAACUUGGUCAACUUAACUUUGGAGGGUUGCAAGAAAUGUGAGUAUCUAGUUCCAUUGAAUCAAUUCCACUGUCUCAAGGUUUUGAGCCUUUGGAGGUUGGAGUCCUUAGAGUACAUAUCCAACAAUAGUUGCAAGGAAGACUUAUUUGGGUCAACAAAAUCAUUACUUCCAUCUCUACACAAACUUGAGUUGAGAGGUUUGCGUAAUCUAAAGGGAUGGUGGAGAGAGAUUGUAAUUAGUGGUGAAGAAGAAGACAAACACAUCUCCUUGCCUUAUCUCCCUUCUCUUUCUGAUUUAUUUAUACAAGAUUGUCCUAAGUUGACUUGCAUGCCACUUUACCCGCAUUUGGAAUAUCUGAGAUUGUGGAACAGCAGCUUGAAGCCAUUGGAAGAGACAUCAAGAAUGAAGAUGAGCAGUAGCGCUGCAUCUUCUUUCUCUCCUCUCACCAAAUUGAAAACACUAUUUCUAACUAACAUUCAGGGUCUAGAAUGUCUUCCAGACUGGUUCAAGAGCCUUACUUCUCUCAAUAAAUUGGAUAUUUUUUAUUGCCCUGAAUUGAAGGAUCUGUGUCCAGGUAUCCUACAUCUCUCGCCACUUCAAAACCUGCGGAUUGGAAAUUGCGAGGGGUUAAUGAAACAACCAAAUAAUGAAUUUCACCAGCCUAAUUAUCACUCGCUGUCAUCAGGAAAGUUGCCAAAUACAGUGACUGUUCUUCCUAAGGGUAUCCAACAUCUUACAAGUCUGCAACAUCUUAAAGUUUAUUACUCUCAAAGUCUGACAACAAUUCCGGAGUGGAUCCACAACCUCAAAUCACUUAAGACACUUGGGUUAAUAUUCUGCCCCAAUCUGACAUCAUUCCCUGAAGGAAUUCGAAGCCUCACCACUUUGAACAAGCUCACUAUACAAGGCUGUCCCAUGUUAUUGAAGAGAUGCAAAAGGGAAGUAGGUGAAGAUUGGGAUAAGAUUUCUCAUAUACAACACUUGCUCUUAGAUCCAGAUCCCAACAAAGAAGAAAAUGAGAAUGCAUCGGAAGAGGAAACAGAAUCGGGCGAGACAAAGGGAUGCAACCUCUUCUUGAACAAGUUUAGGGCUACUUUUGGAGAAGAUGCAUGACCAUGAGAGUUAUAGAAGCAAUGAGGAUGAUCCAAUAAACAAAGAUAUGAAGCUAUUAAGCUAUUAAGUCUUGUCAUAGCUCAAAAGUCUCACUCUCAUGUACUGAUUCAAAUCUGACUUAUUUUUGAGUUUAAGUUUGCAAACAGAGGCAAUGCUGAACUGGUUCAAGUUCUAUUGGUAGCAGAGAAAUGUCUAAAAAAGUCUUGUCAGCACAAUGAGCACUCAUGGUUCACAAUGUUCUAGUUUUUCAGGGAUGGUUAUGAAUAUUUUCACCAGAAGAGUAUUGAGACAAUCUGCUGAAAAAAUUGAAAGAAAUUUAUACUUUCCUUUCCCAUGAUGCUUGUUUGGAGAAUUUCGUAACUUUAUUGAUUCGUAGUUGCUCAAAUAACAUCAGGCAAUAUGUGUACCUGUGUACCCGAAGAACAAUGAUCAAAGUUCUAGUAGGUGGAAUAAGGAAUGGACUCAGUCAUCAACCUCCAUGCCUUCCAAUAUAUGCUUUGCAGAUUCUACAAGAUGCAAGAGGUAGAGAUUGCGGUUUCAACAGCUACUGUGCUCCACGAAGUGAGCAGAGGCCAAGUUGCCACUACCCAAAUGGUUACAUUUUCAGUGAUCCAAUUGAUGAGAUGACAGGAUGCAAACAAAGCUUUGAAGCUCAAAGUUGCGAUGAAGAUUUGCCUCUGUCUGAUUAUGAGCAUUUUGAAAGAGUGAGUGAGGACUGGUGCAGGAAGUCUUGCUGAUGAAGCUGUCCUAAUGUUUUUUGUAUCACUUUUGCCUUGAUACUUUUGUGGACUUGUCGUUAUUUUCAGCUCAUUUCUACUGCUGUAAUAUAUUGACGUUUUGAGAGUGAUAUUUAUACUCUCUUUUGGGAAUGAAAGACCUAGCUGUCAUAUUUCAUAAUUAA